AAAACCCUAGCCCUCAUCCAUACCUUGGCGGCACCUCGGCUAUAAAUCCCCUUCGAACCCCACUCUCGCUUCUCCUCUUCCCAAAACCUUCCUCUCUCACUCAGUUUCGGUCAAAAACCCUAGUUUCUCUCUCCUCUCCGUCAGCAUCAAUGGAGUUCUGGGGUGUUGAAGUCAAAGCUGGAGAGCCCCUUAAGGUCGAACCGGAGGAUGGCAGAGUCAUACAUAUUUCACAGGCAGCACUGGGUGAGGGAAAAAAGGGAAAUGACAUUGUCCCACUUCGCCUGAAGAUUAAUGGCAAGAUGUUUGUUGUGGGUUCUCUAUCUGGGGAGAAAUUCCCUCAGGUUUCAUUUGAUUUGGUCCUUGAGAGAGAAUUUGAGCUCUCGCAUGAUUGGAAGAAUGGGAGUGUUUACUUUUGUGGAUAUACUGCGGAGAACCCUUAUGACGAUGGCGAGGAAGGAUUUGGUUCAGAGAGUUCAGAUGAGGAUGAAGAUUUUCCUUUGCCUGUAGGAAUCACUGGGAAUGGAACAAUUGAAGCUAAAGUUAACGCACCAACAGCUUCCAAGCCCAAAGCUGCUAAACCUGAAUCUUCUGCCAAGCCAAAGGUGACUGUUGUGGAACCAGAAAAAGAUGACGAUUCUGAUGAAGAUGACUCUGAUGACGACUCAGAUGACUCAGAUGAUGAGGACAUGAUGGAUGAUGUGGAGGACAAAGAUGACUCUGAGGAUGGAGAUGACUCGGAGGACGAAGAAGAGGAGGAGACACCUAAGAAGGCGGAGGCGAAGGCUGGCCCCAGCAAGAAGAGGGCAACAGAAUCUGCAACCAAAACACCUGUUCCUGCAAAGAAAGUGAAGUUAGAUACACCCCAGAAGACAGAUGGUAAGAAGGGUGGUGGUCAUACAGCAACUCCCCACCCUUCAAAAAAGACGGGAAAAUCUCCAGCAGCUAAUAGCAACAAGGCGAAGGAGCAGACCCCAAAGUCUGAGGGCAAAGUUUCUUGCAAAACCUGCAACAGAACAUUCAACUCGGACAAUGCCCUUGAGUCUCAUUCAAAGGCCAAGCAUGGUAGCACAUAGAGGCGGCAACCAAUUUUCUUCUAAUCCGUUGUCGUUUGUCCUUCGGAGAGGCCAAGCUUGUAGCUGUCACUGCUCUGGUGAAGAGAUUAGAGCCAUGUCGUGUUUCAGCAUUGUGAUGUUAUGAUGUUAAUGUUUGGCGAUCUAGUAGUAGACUUCGUAUUACCAAUAUAAUACCCAAGUUUUGGUAGUUCUGUGAGAUGUAGCAUGGAGAGAUUACUUGCCAGUUAUUUCAGAAUACUUAAAUAGUUCUUGUAUCUGAUUUUGCUAUUCUGGUGCUUGUUAAAUGGUGGUUCUAGUUUAUGGUGUUUAAUUUUUUAAACCUAUUUGUGUUGAA
Molecule: messenger RNA, 1407 nt
Organism: Rhododendron vialii
Lineage: Eukaryota; Viridiplantae; Streptophyta; Magnoliopsida; Ericales; Ericaceae
Product: histone deacetylase HDT1-like
Exons: 10
Coding region: 150-1073 (307 amino acids)
Source: RefSeq, a predicted model, not a curated record